AUGGCGGAUGUUGAGAAAGAGACUAUGAGGAAUUAUCAUUUAGCUUCAGAGAAAAUAGACCCAGGGGCUGGUCGCUUUCCCUAUUGUAUUGUCUGGACCCCGAUUCCCGUGUUAUCAUGGCUGCUACCUUUCAUUGGACACAUGGGUAUUUGCACUUCGACUGGAAUCAUUCGAGACUUUGCCGGGCCAUAUUACGUUUCAGAAGAUAACAUGGCGUUUGGAAAACCGACAAAGUACUGGAUGCUUGAUGUUAGCAAAGUUUAUAGCAGUGGUUCCAAUGCUUGGGACACUGCAGUGCACGAUGCCUCAGAGGAAUACAAGCACAGGAUGCAUAACCUCUGCUGUGACAACUGUCAUUCCCAUGUAGCCAUGGCGCUCAAUUUGAUGCGGUAUGAAAACAGCACCUCAUGGAACAUGGUCAACCUCUGUCUGCUUGCCCUCAUCCGUGGAAAACAUGUCAGUUGUGCAGCUUUUCUAAAAACCUGGCUCCCUUUUCUGGUGCUUGUGGUGUUGGCCGUCACCCUCACUCUGGCGAUUACCCUCAGCUGA
Messenger RNA from Knipowitschia caucasica, 549 nucleotides. NCBI's taxonomy places the organism in Eukaryota, Metazoa, Chordata, Actinopteri, Gobiiformes, Gobiidae. The record is from the annotation of a GenBank genome assembly.